Messenger RNA from Perkinsus marinus ATCC 50983, 2568 nucleotides. Its product is annotated as wd-repeat protein, putative. NCBI's taxonomy places the organism in Eukaryota, Perkinsozoa, Perkinsida, Perkinsidae. The transcript is spliced from 23 exons. The record is from RefSeq and is a predicted model, not a curated record. The coding region runs from base 1 to 2568 and encodes 855 amino acids. Gene Ontology annotation, molecular function: protein binding.
AUGACUACGAGAGAUUCUCUCGUAGUCAUCGGGAAGGCCUCAAAGGAGCUCCUCCUGCACAGAGAUCGAAGCAGAGCCCUCGCGAGACAGGUCCCCUUUGUCUGCAAUCCAUGGAACAUGGACAACUUACAGAAUGGCAAGCAUGUCGCCCGUGAAGAAGUAGUGAAUUACAACGUUCGACUUUUCAAUCUUGAAUUCAGCGAAUGGGAGAACAUAUCGAGAGAAAAAAAUUUGGUUGAGAUCGGAAGAAAUAAGUUGAAGUAUUGGUCCCCUCCUACUCCUACCACUACUACCGCCACCUCAGGAGAGGGUGGCAAUAACACGAAUAUCCAAUAUCAUCAGGUCGUACAGUUCUCAUCAGAAGCCGAUACACAGAGAGCCUCUCACGAGCAGCUUGAUAGUAGUGAGCAGCCGACAGAAGAGGACGAGGAGGGGGAGGAUACCAACACGCCCCCAACAAACAGGGCUACUACUCCCUUCGGAAGCUCUUCAGUGUUCAUCUCCUCUUCAAGAGGCGAGAUAUGUGAUCCUAUACUGUCUAUAGGCCCUAGUAUAGGUAGGAGCUCCUCUUCUACUGGUAUGGGGCGUAACAGCGCUGCUGGGUACUAUAUCACUACGGCAACUGGACAGAGCUUGCCUGAGGAGCGGCUUAUCACACCGAUAUUCCCCGACGUUAUCCCCGUUGUAGUGGAGGACUCACAGUCCUCAGAUGAGGAAGCUCGUGACUACCACCAUCUGAGCGUUCCUGAGGAUGCCUGGGACGCUGAGUCGUGCAGAGUCAUCGCUCAGGACUACUCCAAUGAUAACCUCACUGGGAAGAGUAUAUUCUUCGGUCACCGAGCAUCUGCUAAUGUCGUACUUGUCAUUGGUGGAGAUAAGCCUACUACUCUACACGCCCAUUGGGAGGUUCUAUGUAGUUCCUUCUCGUAUUUCCAAAACAUGAAGGACAGUCGAAUGAGGGAGUCGUUCGAAGGCAUUGCUUACUUCCCGACCGAUUCCCCUCGGGCAUGGCUAACCUUGCUCAAACGAGUGUAUCCUCCCUACCGUCAGUUGGGGUUCAUAGAAGCUGUAGAGGUCAUAUCUUUGGUUGAUCGAUUACAGACCUCCUGGCUUUCACGAGAACUGCAAGAAGUCUUGUCCGAUGAAGCAUACGGUGAACAGCGUACUCCUGGCAUCGCGGAUAUGUUGGCUGCGCAUGGCCUCUCCGAUGUAGUCGCCGCUUGGUUCAGUGAGAAGUAUUGGCCUGCACUCAAUGCGUGGCGAUGUGUCAGUGAAUGCAAGGAUGUUAAGGCACUUCGUCGCGCUGCAUUGUAUGUGUGCCAUGAGGCGGCGUCGAUGAAGUCAGAAGUAGAGCAGUUGAGGAAGACUCUACGUGAUGUUAAGAUGGAGUCUAGGGGACGACAAAACAGGAUAUCUAGGAUGAAGAGUGCCGGCGCCAAUGAGACUGUAGUCGACUUUAACGACACUGAUAGUCGUAUACUCACUCCUAAAUUCGUGGUCAGUCCUGGCAUCAAGAGUGGGCGUCGUAGGAAGGUCGUCGAGGAGUAUAUACAACCGGCUGAGGUCUUCUGUGUCCGAUUCUCCCCGGAUAACACCCUGUUGGCUGUCUCUACUAGUAAUGGCCUUAUUAAGAUCUACAACUGCCGGGAUGGGAAGGAAAUCUACACCCUACAGUCGCCCCGUACAGGUGAAGUCAUACAACCGGUUACGCAGAUCCGUUGGCGCCCUAUGGGGAGCUCGGCGAAGACUCAGAAUGUCCUAGUCAGUGUAAAUGCAGAAGGAGUGGUAUCACAUUGGCAUGUGACAAGCGCCUCAUGCAUGCAUGAGUUCACCGAAGAUGGGAAUCAACUGUUUUGUGUGGACUAUUCCCCUGAUGGAAGUCAGUUUGCCACAGCAGGGAGGGAGAGAGGAGUAGCCGUCUAUGAUGAGAACACGAAAGCGCUGAUCACGACACUGAAGGGUGGAGAUAGUCUACAUACUCCUGGUCAUUCUAAUAGAGUCUUCAGUCUCAAGUAUCACCCAGAAGACCCAAACGUGAUCAUUACUGGCGGCUGGGAUAAUACAGUGCAGUUUUGGGAUAUCAGGAAGGGACAUAGCGUGCGCUCAAUCUUUGGUCCGCAUAUUUGCGGUGACAGUGUUGACAUCACCAAUGAUGGGAAACGUAUCCUGACUGGUAGUUGGAGGGUUGACCGACAGCUACAGAUCUGGGAUUACGCUGAAGGGACCCUUAUUGAGGAUAUACCUUGGCGGAGCGGGGCCUCUGUUACUAAACCAUGCAUGCUGUAUGCAGCACAGUUUAACAAGGGGCAUCGAUCGGGAGAGUUCAUAUGUGCUGGUGGAAGCGGUGCCAAUGAGGCUAAGAUACUGCACAAUGACAAGGGCUCAGGGGACCAAUCUGCUGGUUGGAGGACUUUGGGGACAUUAACAGGUGUGGACAAGGGAUGCUUCACAGUUGACUUCUCCUCUGGGAAGUCCACGGAACCGGAGUUGGUGGCUGUGGGCGGCGGUGAUGGCAUUGUUAGAGUCAUGGAGAUUGGCUAUGAAGAGAAUGAGGGUGGAGACUUAUAA